This is a messenger RNA of Helicoverpa zea (corn earworm), 1800 nucleotides long. It is a transcript of the gene Cpes, whose product is annotated as ceramide phosphoethanolamine synthase. Gene Ontology annotation, cellular component: membrane. Bases 637 to 1758 code for a protein of 373 amino acids. The transcript has a single exon. Gene Ontology annotation, molecular function: phosphotransferase activity, for other substituted phosphate groups. The record is from RefSeq and is a predicted model, not a curated record. Lineage: Eukaryota; Metazoa; Arthropoda; Insecta; Lepidoptera; Noctuidae. Gene Ontology annotation, biological process: phospholipid biosynthetic process.
UCAGCUGCUUCCCAUAUAAACACUACAUCAAAAAAAACAUACAAAGGAAUUUACGAAACCGGGUCUGGCUACCCCGAGUCCCUAACCCGCAUUGCUCGUUUCGCUUCGCGGUAUUUUGCCUUUACUGAACCAGUCUGCCGCCGCCUCUCGUGGCGAACGAAUGUCGCGUCAGUCCCGCAGUGAGUUGUUGUCAAACGAUAAAAAUAAAUACGACAUGCAUUCAUGAAACAAACUGUUAAACAAGCAAGUGCACUAAAGACUGUUAUGGUUACAAACCAUCAAGUUGUUACAACAUACUGUUUUGAUAACAUACCUGCGGCCAACGAUUGUGCAUCGAUUUUACCGAGAAAAGAAUAUGAGGAUUGAAGUGGUUUCAAAGUGAUUUUGUGCCCCAAAGGAGGCUGAGUGACUAUGAUCAGUGCAAACAGUGUUUUUAGUACAAACUUAUACGUCAAAUUAAGAAAAAGAUUGUUAUUGUUAUAAAAUUGAGGAGUUUGUGUGAUUAUUUUUGGAUUAACGCGCGUAGGUUAACGUUGCCCACGCCGAUUCUAAAUAUUGCGUUUUGAGUCAACAGUUCAUGUAAUCGUGCGAGAAGCCUAGCCAGUGCGGCCCUUCGUCAUUCGAUUACCUGCAAAAAUGAUGUGGCCGGCGUCGCAAGCGAGUAAAAUACUCACAUUUCUGCUUCUAGUCAUCGUAGUGUACUGCAUUUGUAUGGACACAUUCCUGUUUCUGAGGAUACAGAACUAUAAAAUUGAUGGCUUCGAUGUCACGACGAAUGUCACACAAGAAACGUCUACGAUACAACAGUCAAGGAAUUUGCCGAACUACGAGGAUGUAACAUGGGUUCCUUGCACCAUAAACCCUUUAUGUCAUCCUACGGUCAAAGCGCUUAUGGUGGACCAUAUCAAUCACUACAUUUAUGGGCCUUUGUGCGCGAUUGUCGAUGUGGGCCUAGGCAUUUCCGAGAACUGGUUGUUUAUAACGCCGAACAUGAUAUCCUUCUUCCAUGUUUUGGUCGCAGUUAUUGGCGCGAAACUGUUGACAUGCCCGAAUUUGGCAUUCAGAAGAGUUGCCAUAGUUUUGUUCCAAAUUCGAAUGUUUUUAGACGAUUUGGACGGUCAUGUGGCGAGAGAAAGGAAGCAUAUAAAAGGAGAGAGGUCUGAUGUUGGCAGUUUGGGUUACUGGGUCGACGGGAUUUGCGACUUGCUUGGAGUCAUUGCAAUGAUGAUUGGCAUAACGUUAUAUUUGCGAAACAAUCCACCGAGAAGAGGCUACAAAAACACGCCAGCCAGCACUCUUCCUUACCAUCAGCUAAAAGAAAUAAAUUCGACAGAAGACAUAGAAAAGGAUCAUAGCACAGACAAUGGGAUAUCCUAUAAAACUAAAGUGACCUUCCAGAAAAUAGCUCAAGUGAUUUGCCUGUUUUCGGGACAAAUGGUGCUAUCGUCGUUAGCUUGGAACAGAUACAUAGAUAUUUAUCAGGAUCUGUUAGAGAAUUGUACUGAAUACGAUGCUAUUAGACGUGAGACAAUGUUUAGAAGUGGUAAGUUUUUCUUUACGUCUGCCAUUUGGAGGAUAAUGAACCCGCAUAGUUACCUUCACGUGUUGUCCUUGGCAGUAUUUUGUGAUAAAACCUGGUGGUUCCUGAAGACUGUGCAUUAUACCGGGUAUUUAGGACUUGUGGUAGCAGUUGGUACGUCUGAAUAUUUUAUAGAUAACAUUAGAGCUUAUGUAUUGAAUAUGGUCGAUGGACGAUGAUUGUUUUUAAUUAGGAAUAAACGCGUAUAAUCAUUGAUAAAA